Messenger RNA from Mercurialis annua (annual mercury), 5305 nucleotides. RefSeq lists its product as uncharacterized. Gene Ontology annotation, molecular function: protein kinase activity; ATP binding; protein binding. The record is from RefSeq and is a predicted model, not a curated record. Lineage: Eukaryota; Viridiplantae; Streptophyta; Magnoliopsida; Malpighiales; Euphorbiaceae. Gene Ontology annotation, biological process: signal transduction; protein phosphorylation. The transcript has 9 exons. Gene Ontology annotation, cellular component: cytoplasm. The coding region runs from base 603 to 4988 and encodes 1461 amino acids.
UUUGCAUGAAACAGUCCACGUGCCCUAACCCCUUUCUUCUCUAAUUUUCUCUUUCGUUCCUUAAAACCCAAGAAAAAUACUACUAACAAACAAAUCGAAACGGCCACUCUCUCUAUCGUUUUUAUACCCAAUUACCAGACAAACGAAACCUCACAAAUUCAAUUCAAAUUGCCAAAAAAUUAAUAAAAAACCCAAUAAAAUGAUCUUUACAGAAAACCCAACAAAAAUAAUUUAUUUUGAAUUGAAUAUAUAAAAUAAAGAGCUUUGCACUGUGUUGUUAUAAAGCCCCAUCACCCGUAUCAAAGCUAUUUUGGACUCUGCACCGACUGGGUUGAUUCUACUCUGAUGUGGGGGUGUCUCUCUAUUUCAUGCUAUACAUAUGUACAUUCAGGGUUUAAGGCUCGUUAUCGGGUACUUAAUCUUUGCUCCAUUUCUCUGUUUUGAUGUUUGAUGAGUUGUUUUCUAUGUGUUUUUGAGUUAUCUGAACUGGGUUAUCUUAGAUUUCGGAGUUAGUGAUUGUAUAGUUACAAUAAACCAAAAUCUAUUGGGAAAAACCCUAGUUUUCUUUCUCUUUUUUCAUUUGCUUGAUUGGAUACCCAUUAAUGGCAUUUGAUCAGAACUACAUUCCAAAAGAUCUUAGACCAAUUAAUGUAGCUAGAACUCUACCCGAAGAGCCCCGCAUUGCGGCCAUGGUUCCCGCUGCUACUGGUGCUCCUUCUUCUGCUACAACAACAGCAGCAACAUGUAGAAACCCUGAAUUUUAUUCCAGUCCCGAUGGUUCGAUAUCUCUUUAUUACCCAGCGAAUGUGCCUGAUGCUACAGGUUUUGUAGGUUUAGCAUAUGGUAGUCCUGCCCCUGGGGUUGUCCCGUGGGCCCCACGGUUGACUGUGCCGGUUGGGAGUGUAAAUGUGGGUGCUGUGAAUACCCAAGGUGUUGGAUUUGGUUAUAGCCCCAGUUUUGCCAAUAGGGUUGUUAGUAAUGCCAUUGAUCACUCUGCUAAUGAUAUGGUAGUUGGGGUGGGUGGUUCUCCCCAUUUGAGCAAUAGGGUUAAUGCUCAUGUCAGUAAUGAGUCAACAGGUUUGCCAUUUAGUUACAAUCCUAGUUUGGGGAGCCGUGGUAGUGGAAAUGGGGUUGAUCAUGGGAGUGAAGACGGUGGGGAUGACUCCGCGCCAGGGAAGAAGGUUAAGUUUUUGUGUAGUUUUGGGGGGAAGAUUUUUCCUAGACCAAGCGAUGGUAUGUUGAGAUAUGUUGGCGGACAAACAAGGAUUAUUAGCGUGAGGAGAGAUGCGAGUUUCAAUGAGUUAGCGCAGAAGAUGGAGGAUACUUACGGACAACCUGUGGUUAUCAAAUAUCAGCUUCCUGACGAGGAUCUUGAUGCACUCAUAUCGGUUUCAUGUCCAGAUGAUCUUGAUAAUAUGAUGGACGAGUAUGAGAAGUUAAUUAGGAAGGAUCGUUCAGCUAAGUUGAGGAUUUUUUUAUUUUCGCUUAUGGAGCUUGAUGGAGCUGGCUCGGUGCAAUUAGGGGAUUUACAUGACAGUGGACAAAGAUAUGUUGACGCUGUAAACGGGUUUGGUGACAGUGUUGGAUGUGCUAUUGCUAGGAAGGAUAGUCUGGCUAGUGCAACUUCAACUCAGAACUCCGAGUUUAGUGGGACUGAGGCUGUUGAUAGCUCAGGUCCUGGUCAAGUGGAUGUGAAUGGCGCACCGGUAACCACCAUGUUUUCUCCUAGUGGGAACCCAACAACUCCUCAUGACAAUAACCCAAAAUUUGUGCCAGUGGAAUCUAAUCCUCAAGUUUAUGCCGAUUCAUCUGCAGCAUCUAUGGGCAUUCCCAUUGUCAAAUCUGGUCCUCCCCAAAUUUUGUCCUCUCAACCUGAGGUUGAAUUUGAGAGGUCUGCACCAGUUAGUGUGCCACAACACCAAUUGGGGUUUGAUUUCCAGCAAGCUGUGGUUGGUGUUUCACAACCUGCACCCCAGUUACAGACUUAUGUGGAUUCUCGUCAGGAAAUCGCAAAUCACGCUGAUUACAUGCAUAUGCCUGCCCAUUUAAGAUUUCACAAUGGUCAAUUGAUGGGCUCUGCCGGAUCUGUUUUCACCCAACAGCAGAUUCAUGACAGUAAUGGUGGUGUUACUUCUCGUCCAUUUAUUCCUGCAGUGCAGAUGACAAUGACACCUGCAUCUUCUCAUGUUGCUAUGCGGCCAGCUGUGUUUCAGCAAUUUGUACAACCCCAACAAAAUCACAUGGAACGUUAUUCUGAUGAAAAUACUUUUGGAACUAGGAUUGUCCAGCUUCCUGUUGAUCCAAGUUACAGUACUUAUCAGGCACAGCUUCCACAUGCAAUCAUUGGUGGAGGCUAUGGGUGGCGUCCAGUUCCGCAGACAGAGCAGGUUAUCUACUCAGAUGGAUCAGUACCUCACCAACAGGUAGUUUUUCCCGAGAAAGUUCAGAGACCGGAUGACUGUUUUAUGUGUCAGAAAGCAUUGCCUCAUGCUCAUUCAGAUCCUGUCGUACAGGACCAAAGAGACAGUGGUGUUAGUCCCUCACCUAUUUCAAACACAACUCGUCAUAGCCUCCCUUUAGGAGAGACUAUGAAUUCUCAGUAUGUCAACUGUGGUAUGGUAGGUGGAGGUCUGGCAGAUGGCAUUCCAGAGCAGGGUACUGGGGCGAGAUCCACUGCGUUUAGCCAUGUUGAUCAUCAAGUUGGUUUGCAGCAGUCGGAGGCGGUUGUUUUUUCUCAAAAUCCCGAGUCCCUUCAUGAAAGUGAGAGGAUGAAAGCACAUUUAGUUGACAAUUCCAAUCAAUUUAAGAUUGCAGUUACCCAUGGUAUGGUAGGUGUGAUAGGAUAUACUGGUGCAAUUCCUCAGUCUCACCUCGCAGAUACUGUCCAGCAGCAUUUUGUGCCAACGGAGAACCAUCUUAACGAGGAAGCUUUGCACAAACCUAAUAGUCGUGAUUUCCCUCUUUUUUCCGGUGUAAGUAAAGCUUCUGAGCUUUUGGCUCAUGAAUUACCAGUAGACUAUCCUGGUAAACUGCCUCGUGUUUGUUCCAAAGAAGAUGUUGAGGACUCCCGGGUAUCCAGUGAACAAUUAAGGCCAAUUGAUGGGCUCAUGGAAACUCUCCAGAUAUGCCCACCAGAGAGUGUUGCUAAUUACGAGCAGAAUAAGUCUCCUGAUUAUCAAUUGAGAAAGGAAGAGAUCUUGGAUCACAGAACCCAGCCGAUAGCCGGGAUGGAUGUCCUUCUGGAUACCACCUAUAACAAACCUCAAGUGGUCGUCGACUCAAGUCAUGCUAACGAAGUACUGCCUACCUCCAUAGAAGAUUCUUAUGUGUUUAAUUCUCAACCAAUGAAUUCAUAUGUGGUUACACAACCGCCUAUUUCAGGCAACCAAGGACCGUAUCCACAAUCAAAGAUUGGAAUUCAUCUCUUAGACUCUGACGAGUUAACUUAUGGAAACCCUGGAAUCUCUGCUUUCGAGCCAGCCUAUGCUCUUGAUAGGAAUUACCCUGUUGAAUGGAGAAAUGAUGUACAGUUACAACCAAAAGUUGGUCCUACGGAAAUGGAAGCUGCAUUAUAUGUGCCAUCCAGCAGAGUUGAAGAUGUUCAGGAUUCCUCAAAUUCACUAUUCAGCAACCAGGACCCUUGGAAUUUAAGGCAUGAUACUCAUCUUCCUCCUCCUAGACCUAACAAAAUUCUGACAAAAAAAGAAGCUUUUGAUAAUAAGGAUCGUUUCAGCGAGAACCAUUCAAGCAAUGCUGGCGAACUAAUGACAGAAGGGUUGAUGGGGGAUUCAUCUUCAAAGCCACUGAUUAAUGCAAAGAAUGAUUUUCAUACAGAGCAAGAUCAGCCAUCCAAAGGCUCUGUGGAGGAACGUAUCAAGCAAGAGCUUCGUGCUGUAGCUGAGGAUGUAGCUGCUUCAGUCUUCUCAUCAGCUACUACUAAUUCUGACUCAAUGGCUCAUCAAAGAAAUGAAUUAAUUUAUGGAUCAAGUCAAGACAAGGAAGUUCCACACAAAGAUGUAGAAAUGCAGCACAAAGCCAAGUUUGAGGAUAUGAAGAAUAAACGGCCAGAAAAGCUAAAUUUUGGAUUUAUGGUAUCAGAAGGCAUUGGUCGCUUGCAGAUCAUAAAGACUGAUGACCUUGAAGAACUGCAAGAAUUGGGUUCUGGCACCUUUGGCACUGUAUAUCACGGAAAGUGGAGGGGUACUGAUGUUGCAAUUAAACGGAUCAAUGAUAGGUGUUUUGCUGGGAAACCUUCUGAACAGGAUCGCAUGAUAGAAGAUUUCUGGAAUGAAGCAAUUAAGCUUGCUGAUUUGCACCAUCCAAAUGUGGUAGCUUUUUAUGGUGUUGUGCUUGAUGGUCCUGGAGGCUCUGUAGCAACAGUGACUGAAUACAUGGUUAACGGUUCUUUAAGAAAUGCUUUGCAGAAGAAUGAAAGGAGCCUUGACAAGCGUAAGCGACUGCUUAUUGCCAUGGAUGUAGCCUUUGGAAUGGAGUACUUGCAUGGGAAGAACAUCGUACACUUUGAUUUGAAGAGUGAUAAUUUACUUGUCAACCUUCGAGAUCCUCACCGCCCAAUAUGCAAGGUUGGUGAUUUGGGUCUGUCGAAGGUGAAAUGUCACACACUUAUAUCAGGUGGUGUUCGCGGAACUCUUCCAUGGAUGGCACCAGAGCUUCUUAACGGUAGCAGUAGCCUUGUCUCCGAGAAGGUCGAUGUGUUUUCAUUUGGUAUUGUGCUGUGGGAACUCCUAACUGGGGAAGAACCUUACGCAGACUUACAUUAUGGGGCUAUUAUAGGUGGAAUCGUGAGCAAUACAUUGCGGCCAGCAGUGCCCGAAUUUUGUGACCUGGAAUGGAAAUCAUUGAUGGAAAGGUGCUGGUCAUCAGAACCAUCAGAGAGGCCAAACUUCACAGAAAUUGCGAACGAGUUACGUUCAAUGGCAGCAAAAAUUCCUCCCAAGACGCAGCAACAGCCUACAGUUCAACAUUGAUUCCAGGCUAGUUUUACUGUUGCUGCUUUUGUCGGAGUGUAGAAAGCUAUGUAAUUAUGUUGCUAAACCUUUAUAAUACGGGAAGAGUCAGUUAACUCGUAUUGUUUUUAGAAAUUUAUGGCUAAUAUUGAAAAAUAGGAGUCGGUCAGUCCGUAGAAUUGUGUUAAAUAGAUAGGUUUUUUACCUUUUCUUUUUUAAUAUUCUUUCAAUGUGUUAUGUUGCGAUAAAGAUGCCAUUUUGGCAAUCUGAAACCUUCUCAAUGGUGACAUUUGUAUUUUGGGGUUUGGUAAAGAAAAAUCAACACAAUUUUUUGUUUC